Messenger RNA from Trypanosoma cruzi, 936 nucleotides. RefSeq lists its product as uncharacterized. Gene Ontology annotation, molecular function: metal ion binding. The record is from RefSeq and is a predicted model, not a curated record. The transcript has a single exon. The coding region runs from base 1 to 936 and encodes 311 amino acids. NCBI's taxonomy places the organism in Eukaryota, Euglenozoa, Kinetoplastea, Trypanosomatida, Trypanosomatidae.
AUGGGAAGAAGACCUCGAGCCCCAAAGCACCUUCUUAGCGCAGAGGAUGCCCCACUGGGAACCUUUGCUGUAAUUGAUCCCUUUAGCAGAAUGCUCUUUGUUCCACAGGCUUCCAUGUGUGAUACGCACGCAAUGCACAGGCCAGGGGUGCCGUCCCUGUGUCGGCUUCACAUGGAGGGCCGCUGCCGUCAAGGAAUGUCUUGUUACCAGGCGCAUGCUGACGUCACUGUCGUCAAUCAGCUCCGCAUGGCUGCGCUACGGGAACCGACGUGUUGUGCAACUCAUGGCGCGAGAAGUGACGCUGAAGGUAUCGCAACUAAUUUGGCAAUUAUUGUAGUUGGGAACGACGACCCUGAGGAACUCCAGAGAACAACGUUAGCGCACAUAGCUGUGACUAAAGGAUUUAGAAUCCUCCUUCAAAAGCAGGCUGCUGAGGGCGGAGUGGCUGAGUCAAACGCUGUUACGGUGAUAGUGGACUCGCUUUGUCGUCUACAUUACUCGGGCCCCUGUUGUCGUUUUGGUCAUGAGUGUAAUUAUGUUCAUUUGUGUCGCGAGCUUGUCGCAGAAAUACACAAGCGAAGAAAUGAGAAGAAAUCCGAGCCCCCCAAUCGAGAUGAGGCACCGCAGCCAACACAACCGUCCCCCACUGGAGCCCUCACCACCUGCUACUCACCCCCGCGUUCGAACACCAAACUUUUAACACUGGGGCCGGAAGCGGAAUGUUCUAUAGGUGUCAGUCCAGUUCAAUUCUUUUCAUGUAGCGGCAAUUUUUUAACUCGGCCGAUGGCAACUGGAACGGUGUCACUAUCGGGUUCCCCCAAACUAGGCACUUCCCCAGUAUUGUCCCGCUCCUACAAUUCGACAUCGUUUGGCAUUGUAUGGCGGCACAAUCCGUAUGGAGGGGGUUCAUCUGCUUCUUCUGUGGUUGAGACGUGA